Messenger RNA from Aedes aegypti (yellow fever mosquito), 5871 nucleotides. RefSeq names its product putative mediator of RNA polymerase II transcription subunit 26 (gene Bub1). Gene Ontology annotation, biological process: protein phosphorylation; mitotic spindle assembly checkpoint signaling; meiotic sister chromatid cohesion, centromeric. The transcript has 9 exons. NCBI's taxonomy places the organism in Eukaryota, Metazoa, Arthropoda, Insecta, Diptera, Culicidae. Bases 201 to 5042 code for a protein of 1613 amino acids. Gene Ontology annotation, molecular function: ATP binding; protein kinase activity. The record is from RefSeq and is a predicted model, not a curated record.
AUUUUUGACAGUUCUAGAACAAAGAACGGGACGAAGGAGGUGUCUGUCCUGCUCUCGCCACACUCGCCACAAAGUGAAAAGUCCCGAUGUUAUCCGUACUUACAAAUUGAAUCGGGCAGGGAAUCAACAUAGCUGAAAUCUGUUGGCGGAGCGAGUGACAGAGAAGAUAGUCUGCAGGGAACCGGAAACAGUGCGCCACCAUGAAUUCCCACCAGAUAACGGAAGCUGCCCUCAAUCGGUACGAAUCCGACAAGCGUGCAUGGGAAGACGCUAUAAGGGCCUACAGUGGGGCAGAUUCGUUGGACAUUUGGUUCAACUACAUUUGCUGGCUGGAGCAACACAAAGUGUUCGACAAGGACGGAGGAUUUCGGAAAAUUUUGGAACAAUGUUUGUCUAACUUUGAAAAUUUUGAAAACUACAAACAAGAUGUGAGGAUGGUGAAGCUAUGGAUGAAAUUUAUUGACAUGCAGGCUAAUCCGUUGAACUUAUAUCAAUUUUUGUACAAAAAGAAUGUUGGAACACAAUGUGCUUGUUUCUAUAUUGGCUGGGCGCACUAUUACGAUGCUGCCAACGCAUUCAAACAGGCUGAGUCCAUCUACAAUCUGGGUAUUCAAGUGAAAGCACAACCCAUGGAUGAACUUCAAGAGGCUCAGAACAAGUUCCGACUUUCGAUAGCCCAGAGGAUGUUGUACAAUGAUGCUUCGUCGAAGAAAAGAUCGGCGAAUACAUUGGUUGAGCAACGGCAGCAGAUUACAUCGCUGAGUCCCCCUCAGAAAAAGCUGAAAACCGAGGGUGGAGAUUAUUAUGCGCCACAGCAACAGCAGCAACAACAACAUCAACAGCAUCAGCCUCAGCCUCAGAACCAGAAUCAUGUUCAACCAACAGUUCAGCAUCAUCAGCAUCAUCCUCAACCACAGCCUCAACCUCAACCUCAGCAGCAAUCUCAACAACAUUAUAACCAUACAGGGUACUAUCAGCAGCAGCAGCAACAUCAACAGCAGACACCUGCUCCAACGCCAACCCCAGCUCCAGCUACAAUGACGGCUGAGCAGUACUACCAACAGGAUAAGCAAAACUCCACAUACUAUCAGAACAAUCAACAUCACUAUGCCCAGCAACAUCAACAGCAUCCCCAACAUCAAGUUCACCAAAACCCAACGCCAACACCUGUCCCAGUACAAUCAACUGUGGUGCAACAGCCCCAAACGCCAGUCCAGCAUCCCCUUCCUGCCCCUCAACGCCAAAUGCCACCGCAACAGCAGCAGCAGCAGGUUCAACAGCAUCCUCAGGUACAAGCACAACAUGUAGCUCCAGUUGCUACACAAUCACGACCGCCAGCGGUCCAACCUGUGCAGCAUCCACCCCAAGUUUCGAUGGUUCCUCAACCGCAGAUUCAGCAACAGCCCCAACCCCAGCCACGUGUUCCUUCUCAGCCGAUUGCUGAACCAGCAGCUCCGGUACAACCGCCGCCCACUCCACAAACUGUGCAAUCUCAACCCGCGGAGCAACCCGUUCAUCGAUCGGUCAUCAUCGAGAAUUACGCCCUCGGCAACGAGAGCCUCACCGAAUGCAACCUGAACAACUCCGCGUACGUCAUAUCGUCUUCGUUGAGCUACGUCUACGAUGAUGCCAAUCUGAACGACUACACGUUGGAGGAGCAAGCGGAAGAGAAGGUUGACACCGACCCGACCGGCAUUCGCCUACCGGCCAAUUUCGUUCGGGAAGCCCGUUCCAAUCACGAGCGGUGGGAUGUUCCCCUAUGCUUGGAGGAACCGUACGAGGCCAAUCGGAAGUGUUGCUAUCCGAAGGUUUUCGUAUACCCGGAUCUUCACACCGGUAAGCCAACGAUGGAGUUUUCGAUGGAGGAAAUCCGUGCUCGGAAGUGGUACCGACGGAAAGAGGAGCUAGAGGAGCAGAAGAGACUGAAGCAGCAACAGCUGGAAGCAGAAAAGCAACGCCAAGAGCGACAACGACAGAUGCAACUGCAGUAUCAGCAACAGCAACAGCAGCAACAGCAACAGCAACAGCAACAGCAACAACAACAACAGCAGCAGCAGCAAAUGAACUAUGGGCAUGCCCAGCAGCAUCCGGCUGCUGCUCAAAAAAGUUAUCCGCAGUCUAAUCAGUAUCAACCGAUCACUUUUCAACAAGCUGUUCAACAGCAAUCAAUGCAUCAGUAUCAACCGUCUUUGCGAGCAACCACUGUCGUUAGUGCUCCUUCCCAACCGGUAUCUACCAUACAGCAUGCAAGCCACUAUUAUCAGCCACAACAGCAGCAACAACAACAACAACAACAACAACAGCAUCAUCAUUCUGUCCAAGCCCAACCCGUACAGCAUUCACCAGUACGAGCAACUCAACAGCCUCCCGUACAGAACUGUUACUCGCCUUAUCGGCAUCCUUAUCCGCCACAACAGCAUCAGCAACAUCAGCAACCUCAACAGAACCAAUACCAACCACCGGCCCCAACUCCGAUUAUUCAGCACCCCGUACAACAUCAGCCUCCGGUGACGAGUCAGCCAGUCGCCACAUACCAGCCACAAUCACCUUAUCAAAACCAUUAUGGAGGUUACAAUCAGCCGAACUAUCAAUCUCACGGCCAACCAGUUCACCAGGCUGCUCCCAUCCAAGCACAAUCCCCACAUCAUUACCCACAACAUUCAGCCUCGCAAUCUCAUAAUCAUCACCAACAUCCGCAGCUCCAUCACCAGCAGCAACCGUUGCAUCCUCCUGUUCAUCAACAGCCACCAGCCGCCUUUCCACAUCCCGCUCAAGCCAAGCCUCAAACUCCUGUCCAGCAGCCAAUCUAUCAAAAACCUGCACCCCAACAGAGUCCAGCACCACCGAAACCCACGACACCUCAUUUGCAACCCCCGGCUAAACCUGUUCCUCCCGUUCAACCCAUCCAACGACCACCACCACCACCACCAGCACAACAACGUCCCAAACUGCUACCGCCUAAACAACCUCCACAGCCUACACCCCUGCGAGCACCUGCGCCUCCUGCAGCGGUUAAACCCAGACCUGUCGGCGUCCGCAACAACCAAUUCAACAGCUGCGACGACUUCGAAGAGCAAAUCGAAGCCUCCACGAUCCGCUUCUCGACGUCCGCGGAGAAUGGCACCAGCAAGAGCAAAACCAUCACCAUCAAGUUCAAAAAGGAGAAAGCUUCUGCACCUAGUCCUACUAACGUUCCCGGUCCUAAUCAGCAGCCGAGGCCGAUUGCGACCAGUUCCGCGAACAUGGUGUCAUCGAAUCAUGACUCCAACCACAAACCCAAGAAAGUGCCUUCCAUGGGAACUUCAAGCAGCAGCAAUUCCAAUUCCUUGGCACACUUGCAGCGAAAGAUGGGAUCGACUAAAUCCAACAUCAGCAAGAAAAGCAAACCACCUUCGAAUAAAUCUAAAGCGUCGUCCAAGUACGACCCGGAUGUAACUGUUGUUCCUGCGAAUCGCGUCAACGAUGCCAACCUGCUGCUCUCCCUGGCCGGAGAGAACGACGAAUCAUCUGAAUCGUACGGGUCUUCACCGGAAAUCGCGGGCAAGAAGAACAAAAGCAAAUCCAAGGUUCGUCGUUACAUUGAAGAUGAAGACGACGAAGAUGAUGUAUACGAGCGUGAAGACAUGGAUGAGUACCUGGAUUCGGAAGAGGACGACUUCGAUGACGACGAUGAAGAAGAGGAUUCGGAUGAAAACGAUUCCUCCUACCAGUCGAAUUCAGAGUUCAACACCUCUUUCAGCAAUAUCUCCUUCGCGGGAGACAACAGCAACGGAGCAUUCAACUUUGGUGGCAGUUCCUGUUCCACUCCGUUGCGGCAAACCUCCGGAGGUGCCUCGAAAACGUCUACCCCGAUCGGAUCGUUCCGCUAUCUCAAGAAACACGAAUCGAAUCUCUCGCUGGGUCAGAAUGAAGACUCGAUGAACUCGACCGUCGUGGAAAACAGCUACUUCCAGGCGGAGCAGGACGAAGAAGCCAAGCGGCGCCGGAAGGAGAAAGCUUUGGCCAUUAUCGACACUCAUCUGGAGAAACCGUUCCUAGAUCCGUUCAGCAGCGAACUGUGCAAAGCGUUCCUUACGAAAAUUGAAUUUCCCAUGCGGGAAAAUGAGGAUAACUACAAAGUUGUAAAUAGUAAUCUACCCAAGUUGGUCAAGUCACAGGCGGCGUCGCUCGGAGGAACAAUCUACAGUAUUGAGAAGGAAGUUGGUCGGGGUUCGUAUGGGUCGGUGUACCGAGCGGUGAACACCCACUCAGGGGCGGUGGUGGCCAUCAAGUAUCAAAAACCGGCAAAUUCAUGGGAAUUGUACAUUUGUACAGAAGUUAAGAAACGGAUAAAAAAUCCAGAUAUCCUCCCGGGAUUCAUGGAUAUCUGCUCGGCUGUGAUUGCACCGAACGCUAGCGUUCUGGUGUCGGAAUUCUCGCAGUAUGGUUCUCUGCUAGAUAUUAAUAAUACGAUACGUACGGCUACCACCAAGGUAAUGCACGAAUCGUUGGUCAUGCACUUCAGCAGCCAAAUCCUGGCAAUUGUGGACUAUUUGCACAAAUGCAACAUCGUACAUGCCGACAUCAAGCCGGAUAAUUUUCUGCUGAUGCAAAUACCAACGGUAGAAUCUGACAUACCGACGCUUCGGUUGAUUGAUUUUGGUUGUGCCAUCGAUAUGAAUUUCUUCGAAAAGAAGCGGCAAUUUAAAAAGGUCAUACAAACCGAUGGAUUCACGUGCAUCGAAAUGCAGGAGGGCCGACCGUGGUCAUUCCAAACGGAUCUGUUCUGUGUGGCGGGAACGAUCCACGUGAUGCUGUUCGGCGAGUACAUGCAGCUCACGAAGAAGUACGAUUCCGAUUGGGACAUCAAACAGAAACUGCCAAGAUAUCUCAAGAAGCACGUCUGGACUGAAGUAUUCCAAAAGUUACUGAACAUCAAGGACAUCGACCACAUGCCGAACUUGGGCACCUUGAAGGAACUGAUAGAUGCCGAAGCGUUUAACAUGGAAUCCGAGCUGGUCAAGCACAUACGAACGCUGUCCAAUUUGCUGAAAAGGCGUUAGGCGCCCGUCUACGGUAAGUGAUCGCUCUCCAUAUGAAAUGGACUUUGAAGUUUGCACGUAUCAUCCCGUUCUAGUAUUUUAAGUGCAAAUAGUGUAAAUAUUCAGCCAAAUCUGAAGAUGAUAAAUCAAAAUAUUUAUACCAUCUAGUGUUUAACUUAACAUGAGCAAACAAAAUUGGUAAUCCACAAUACUAAGCAGACAGAUGAGUGCUAGGAUUUAUCCCCCAUUGUAGGAUAGUAAACCAACUCGUAUAUGAAUCAACAUAGAAUAUGAAUUACGAUUGAUAAUGUAUAAAAACCUCUGCGUUUCUCGCCGGAGAUAUAUUUAUUUGAACCUUUCUCUAGGGAGAGUUUUAGGAGCACGUGAGGGAUCUUUAAAGUGAUUGAGAAGUACUGACAAAAUUGUAACAAUAAUGAUUGUAUUUUUUCUGGAAUUGAACAGGCACAUGCAGCAUUCGAUUGCAACUGUUAGUUUAAGUUGAAUUUCGACACAACAUGAUUUAAUUAAGUUUAUAGCGAAUUUACACAGAAUUUCUUUUAGCCCAAAGAGCAUCUGUUUCAGAGAAACAGAAAUGAAUUUCCUUCUCUUUUUUGAAUCCUUGGAACAAGCACAAACACAGGAUUGCUUGAUGGGAAGAUUUGUGAUUACUGCUGCAAGCCCGAGCCGUGUGGUUUUUAGUCAGAUUAGUGCAUUGUUUGUAAUUUGAAUCGAAAAUAGCAACGGAGGUAGACGCGUGCGCGUUGUAGACAUUUAUUGCAUAAUUAUUGGCACACGAAGAAGGUAUGUAAGCAUUAGAAAGGGAAAUAAUACAGAACUUGAAUAAAACUUU